CGGGCCUGGUGGCGGCGGCGGCGGCGGCGGUAGCGGCCGCGGCGUCUUCGGCGGCGCCCAGUGCAGGAUGGUGCUGGCGGCGGCGGCGGCGGCCCUGGUGGCGGCGGUGUCGUUGGCGGCAGCUGGAGGGGGUGCUGUGGCGAAAGCGGCGCCCGCGGGCGGUAUAAAAUGGCGGAUUUCGAGGAGUUGAGGAAUAUGGUUUCUAGUUUUAGGGUUUCUGAACUACAAGUGUUACUAGGCUUUGCUGGACGGAAUAAAAGUGGACGCAAACAUGACCUCCUGAUGAGGGCGCUGCAUUUACUGAAGAGCGGCUGCAGCCCUGCGGUUCAGAUUAAAAUCCGAGAAUUGUAUAGACGUCGAUAUCCACGGACUCUUGAAGGACUUUCUGAUUUAUCCACAAUCAAAUCGUCGGUUUUCAGUUUGGAUGGUAGCUCAUCACCUGUAGAACCUGACUUGGCUGUGGCUGGAAUCCACACGUUGCCUUCCACUUCAGUUACACCUCAUUCACCGUCCUCCCCUGUAGGUUCUGUGUUGCUUCAAGAUAAUAAACCCACGUUUGAGAUGCAGCAGCCAUCUCCCCCCAUUCCUCCUGUCCAUCCUGAUGUACAGUUAAAAAACUUGCCCUUUUAUGAUGUUCUUGAUGUUCUCAUCAAGCCCACGAGUUUAGUUCAAAGCAGUAUUCAACGAUUUCAAGAGAAGUUUUUUAUUUUUGCUCUGACACCUCAACAAGUUAGAGAGAUAUGCAUAUCCAGGGAUUUUUUGCCAGGUGGUAGGAGGGAUUAUACAGUUCAAGUUCAGCUGAGACUUUGCUUGGCAGAGACAAGUUGCCCUCAAGAAGAUAACUAUCCCAAUAGUCUAUGUAUAAAAGUAAAUGGGAAACUUUUUCCUUUGCCUGGCUAUGCACCACCACCCAAAAAUGGGAUUGAACAGAAGCGCCCUGGACGCCCUUUGAAUAUUACGUCUUUAGUUAGGUUAUCUUCAGCUGUGCCAAAUCAGAUUUCUAUUUCCUGGGCAUCAGAAAUUGGAAAGAAUUACUCCAUGUCUGUAUAUCUUGUACGACAGCUCACAUCAGCCAUGUUAUUACAGAGAUUAAAAAUGAAAGGUAUUAGAAACCCUGAUCAUUCCAGAGCACUAAUUAAAGAAAAACUUACUGCUGAUCCUGAUAGUGAAAUUGCUACAACUAGCCUUCGGGUAUCCUUGAUGUGCCCUUUAGGGAAAAUGAGGCUGACAAUCCCGUGCCGAGCAGUGACUUGUACACAUCUACAAUGUUUUGAUGCUGCUCUUUAUUUGCAAAUGAAUGAGAAGAAGCCCACCUGGAUUUGUCCUGUGUGUGACAAGAAAGCUGCCUAUGAAAGUCUAAUUUUAGAUGGGCUUUUUAUGGAAAUUCUCAAUGAUUGUUCUGAUGUGGAUGAGAUCAAAUUCCAAGAAGAUGGCUCUUGGUGUCCAAUGAGGCCGAAGAAAGAGGCUAUGAAAGUAUCCAGCCAGCCAUGUACAAAAAUAGAAAGUCCAAGUGUCCUCAGUAAGCCUUGUUCAGUGACUGUAGCCAACGAGGCAAGCAAGAAGAAAGUGGAUGUUAUUGACCUAACAAUAGAAAGUUCUUCUGAUGAAGAGGAAGACCCUCCUGCCAAAAGGAAGUGCAUCUUUAUGUCAGAAACACAAAGCAGCCCAACCAAAGGGGUUCUCAUGUAUCAGCCAUCUUCUGUAAGGGUGCCCAGUGUGACUUCGGUUGAUCCUGCUGCUAUUCCGCCUUCAUUAACAGACUACUCAGUACCAUUCCACCACACGCCAAUAUCAAGCAUGUCAUCAGAUUUGCCAGGUUUGGAUUUUCUUUCCCUUAUUCCAGUUGAUCCCCAGUACUGUCCUCCUAUGUUUUUGGAUAGUCUCACCUCGCCCUUAACAGCAAGCAGUACGUCUGUCACCACCACCAGCCCCCAUGAAAGCAGUACUCAUGUUAGUUCAUCCAGCAACAGGAGUGAGACAGGGGUCAUAACCAGCAGUGGAAGUAACAUUCCUGACAUCAUCUCAUUGGACUGAAGGAGGACUCACUCGAUUCUAGGAAUCAUUCAUCAAAACUGCUCUUUCUUGGAUCUCUGGUCCGUGGAAACUAUUUUUUUGAUAACAAUUACUUUGAUAUUUAUUAAAAUGUCAAAUGGAUUCUUUUGCUUUCUGAGAGGUAAACACAGAUGACUGCAGCAAGAACCAAAUGACACAGAAGACUUUUCUUACUCAUGAUGUAUUCUCAGCAUCAGAUGCAUUCAGCCAUAACUGUAUCUUCUUGGGAGGUGGAUUCCAAUUUACUGGAUGGAUUCUACAAAUCAGUUAAACUUUUUUUUUUGUUGUAAUAAACAGCAAUAAAAUUAUGUAAAUGUUCAAGUAAACUUUUUUCUAAUUAAAAAAAAGAUGUAAUCAAUGGUUCUGAAAUGACAGCAACAUUUGUUUAACAUGAUGUGAAGGAGAAAUAUGUGGAAAGAAAUUAAGCUUGCCAAAUGAGUCCCUAAACAUGGAGAUUUGUUCUUUCGUUGAACUGAUGAAGUCUUGGUAAGUGGCCAAAGCUUGGGUUCCACUUUUCUUCUGCAGUUCCAGUUUUCUUCCUGAUUCCAUCAAAGAACAAUGGCCUUUGUGUUACUCAUUUUUUUUCUUGGUUGUCAUUUACACUUUGAUAUUGUUUGCUACUGAAUGCAGAGAGAAGCUCUAGGAUUUGGCUGCUCUGUAUUAGCGAGUAUGUUGAAGAACACUACGCAAAAUCCACCCUGAUACAAUGUGUGUUAUUUUUUGAUAAUUGAACGUUUUUGUUCUGGAGAUUUCUAUAAAUUUUGGGCUUGCCUUCUCAAAAAAGAAAUUCUAUGCAGCCAUUGAAGGAAAUGUUUUUGGAGAAAGGUGGCUGGAAUGUUUGUGAGAAUUAUGUUCAUACCAUCCAGAAAUAUUGAGAGUUUGGAGGCAGUGGACGAACAGAUCUAGGGGAGGUGGGAAUAACAAAAUUUUACUUAUUUCUAAGUACUGCUUUUGCCAUUUACUUUCUUGAAUAUAGAAUAAUAUUCAAAUCUUUGUUGAAACUUUUCAGAUUUUCCUAACGCUGACCAAAAAAUACAUUUUAGAGCUCUGAUUAUGUUGGGGGGGGGGGGAAGCAAAUAGCAAGAGAUAGGGAUGGCAUCAGAUUUCCUUUUUCUUUUUCAAAAGGGAAAUCUUUCCUGAAAUGAUGAAAGACAAAACAGAAUUAGAAAUGUUUGAAUUUAAGAAGCAGUUAGGAGGAUGAGCCUGAACCCCACUUUGAAAACCACUGUCUUACAGUGUGCAUUUGAUUUUUAAAUUCCUCAAGAAACUGAGUUUACCCAUAGAGAAACAUUUUCAUCCGAAUUCUGUAUUUUCUUAUUAUUCAUUUGGGUUCCUAAAUAAUUUUCGAGUUCUCAAGGAGUUAAUACUUUCCCAAUGCUUAGCUUUCUCUCCCUAAUCUGUUUCUACUUCAAAGAUAAAGCCCUUUUUGUAAAACGACUAACCUAACUGAUUCUCAGGCUGAAGUGCCCACAUGAAGACUAUCAAUUUCAGUUAAAAUAGAGACGCAUUACUUCAGGGCCCUUACAACUCCAGGGAGCUGACUUGUUACGUGCUUGGUUUUUACACCUUCUCAAGUUUUCAUGGCCUGUGUGUACCUUUUGUACUGAUUUAAGUUCAUGUGAUUUUCUAUAUCAUCGCUUUGACUGCAAAGUCCCCUUACCUAAUAAACUUGCAGUAGUUGCACCAUAGUUGCCAGUCCUAUCUUGUCAUUAGAGUACUAAUUCAUGUUACAGUCCUUUGGUCCAGAUACAGAAUUUCGUCAUGGUAAAAUUUUAUAUUGCUGCUUUAAAUACAGAUGUAAUUUCUGUUAACUCUGUAAUCAGAUAGAAAAAGUAAGCUGAUUUGUGUGGUAUAAUAUGUUAAUAAAGAAAUGAAGUAUGUUUGUUAUCAUUUUGUUACCCUUUAGAUUUUCAGAGAAUUCCCCUCCCCAAUUUAACCAACAGAGUUUUUAUAAAGUAAAUGAAAAUAUUAAUAGGAAUUAGUUUAUUUACUUGGUUCUUGUAAUGGAUACCUCUGCUUUUGUAGCUGUGAUUUGUUUCCUUUUUGAUAUUUUAUGUGAACAGUUUUAGUGUUCAUUUUUGGUGCUUUCCAAUGAAAUUACAUAUACAUUUUUAAUUUAUCUCAUGCAGGCGACUUAACAUUUUUAAAAAUCACUUUUAAGUUUAUAAUCUUAAAAUUGGGGUUUUGUCUAUGUAUCUUUGAAAGUGAGCACUUUCCUUUAUGCCUUUGGCCUUAUGAUAACUGCAUGGUUAUUAAGCCAUUAUCCUUUUCUCACUCACAGUAUGGUCACUAAAUAUUCUUACCAGGACCCUCAGUUUUUAGCAGUCGAUUUUGCUAGCCCAGACUUUUGGUUUAACCAAGUGUAAUGCAGUUUCAGAGGAGGUCAUCUUAACUGUUGCUUAGAUUUCACCGAGCUGGUGAUUAUGUAGAGUGUGCUGUAUAUGGAAAGGAUCUGCAGUUUGGAGGCUCUUAAUGGAGGGACACACCUGCCACCUGUUACUGUUAUCUUUAUCCCCAUAGAAAUGUUAAGGGCUUUUCUUGCUUUGGUAACUCCUGACAGUGUACUGAGUGCAGAGUAUAGCCUCACACCUAAGGUCUGCUUACAUUCACUAACUUUCUGACCAUUAGGUGAAGCCACUUUAGGAGUUUACUUCCAUUUCUGCCCAGAAGGUAUAAAUACCUGGCAUUGGUCCUAGGACAACUAUAAAGGCCCAGUGAAACAGUAGAGGUAAAUUUAGGCUAUGUGGCAUUUAUCUAAUGUGUUUCAGGAACGCUAGACUGAAAAUACCCUGAGUAGAAAUUGUGAAUUAAGUCAAUUAUAACUCUUGAUAUAAAACAAAUUUCCCUAGGGUAGAAUCUUAAGGAAUUUGAAGAAAGAUAAGAUGUUGCACUUUAGGUGAAGUGUUCCCCAGAGACUGUUCUGACCUUGAGAUUCAGACCUUUCAGGCAUUCUGCCUUCAGACCAAUCCUGGACACCUAUGACUUAGUGAUUAAUUGUCUUUUCCUUCUGCCAAUAAAGUCUUUAUUAGUUACAUUGUGUCUUUUUAAAGUCGAUUUUUGCAAAGCAUUAGUUUAAGUCCCAGAUAUCUGUGCAUUUCUAGCCUCCAGUUGGUCAAAAAGCAUUUAAUUUUUUUAAGUACUUUUAUUUUUCUCGUUUUUUUCAUCAUGAAAAAUGUAGAGCAGUGUGCCAUUUAAACUUGGGUUUGACAUUGUAUUUAGUGGCCCUGGAUCCAUGUGAUGUGGGAGCUCAGUCAUGUAGAUUAUGAUUUAAUCUGAUUCUGAUUCACCAUCUUUUUGCUACAGUUUUACAGAAAUAUGGUGAAACUUGUGGAAAAGACUAAGAAUUUCUCUGCUUUUUUAAGAAUCUGAUGCUACUGUCAAAUAAAUGACUGGUUUUGUAAGCAUUUUUUAUUGUUGUUGCUAGGAACCACACUCUAGUUCCCAGCAGAAACAAAUAAAGCUAUAUAAAAAUGCCCAUUCUUCUUUAAUGCUUGCUUGCCUGAUUCAAUAAUGUUUUUGUUUCAUUUAACACAGUAAUACAUUCUCAUUAUGGAAAAUUUAGACAAUACAGCAAAGUAAUUCUGUCACCUGGGGUAGGGAGAAAGCACUUUAGUUAAUUUUUGCAUAUUUCUUGCCAGUCUCUUUGUUCCUUUGUGCUUGUUUUUACAUAGUUUUAUUCAUUCUCAGUAUAAUUCGUGUCUUGGUUUUAUUCUCAAUCUGAAGAUGCUAUUCCAUGUCAUUAAAAGCUACGUCAACCUUGAUUAAUUGCAUGAUACUCAAUUGAGUGUGCCAUGAUUCAUAUCACUUUUCCCCAUUGGACCUUUUAGCUUGCAUCUCAUGUUACAGUUGAGUGUCUUUGUGCAUAAUUUUUUCCUUAGGAAAAAUUCCUAGCAGUGAAUUUCUGGGUCAAGGAUAUGAACAUUUUGUAGUUCUUGCUUCAUAUCGCCUUUCCAAGUGGAUAUACUAAUUUAUACUCCAAACAUAUGGUAUGAGAAGAGCUGUCUGUAUAUUCCAAGAACAUGCACGACUUACCUCUGUGCAGGUGUCUGAACUGAGACCCUGGGCACUUCUGACCCUGGUGAGCUGGGCUAACUGAUUUGGAGGUAAUUAGAGAUUUCUCUGGGCUUCCUCAGUUUCAUGUAUACCUGAUAUGUUCCACAAACACCUAUAUGUAGACAUCCCAAUUAUUUUUUUAUAUAGUUUUAUUUGCGCUGUGAAGUAGCCCACUGCCAGAAUACAUUUUCCAGCAUUAGUUAGAAAAUAUUGACACUUAAAAAUAAUAUCCUUUGUGC
Molecule: messenger RNA, 6344 nt
Organism: Pteronotus mesoamericanus
Lineage: Eukaryota; Metazoa; Chordata; Mammalia; Chiroptera; Mormoopidae
Gene: PIAS2
Product: protein inhibitor of activated STAT 2
Exons: 14
Coding region: 169-2034 (621 amino acids)
Biological process (GO): protein sumoylation; regulation of transcription by RNA polymerase II
Cellular component (GO): chromatin
Molecular function (GO): zinc ion binding; SUMO ligase activity; transcription coregulator activity
Source: RefSeq, a predicted model, not a curated record